Molecule: messenger RNA, 2566 nt
Organism: Vitrella brassicaformis
Lineage: Eukaryota; Vitrellaceae
Source: the annotation of a GenBank genome assembly
CUCUUGUUCUGUUUGUUGAUAUCGGUCUCUCUCUGCUUGCCGUGCCGUGACGUGCCUGUCUGUCUGUCUGAGUGAGGCUUGCUUGCUUUACUUCUUCCUUCCUAGCCAUGUCGUUUCUUCCCUUGCCUCGUUCUGCCUACGGCCUGAGCGAGUGGGGCGGCUUCCUCCCACCUGACGAGCCACUCCCACGCCUCUCUGACCCAUACUUCGACCCGUGGGAAACCCUUGCUGCCAACCUGCCCGAGCGCCUGACAGCCAUCGACGAGUACCGGCGUGAUGUGCAGCAGAUGCCCGUCCUGGAGACGAGCAGCCUGACGGGUGGUGGUGAGGGUGGGGUUGAGGGUAGUGAUGAUAUUGCGGAGGUGCGUCGCGCUCAUGUGGUGUUGGGGAUGCUGAGCAUGGGGUACGUGUGGGGAGGGGGGGAGAAGGAACCGGCUAAGGCGCUGCCCAGGAGCCUCGCUGUGCCAUGGUGAGUGUGAGUGUGAGGGAAUGGAUGCAGGAAGGGUUGGCAGGUGCUUGCAGACACAGACACGUGUGUGUGUGUGUAUAUGUGUGUGUGUGUGUAUAUGUGUGCGCUUGUCAGGACAUGUGUGAGCCGUCGGUUGGGCCUGCCGCCCAUCGUGACCCACGUCGACAUGGACCUGUGGAACUGGGCCAAGAUCGACAAGGACGAACCAUUCACGCCAGAGAACCUCAAGUGAGUAGCCACAGCCCCCACACCCCCACACAAAACACACAAGCGGCAUCUAUCCAUGUAUGUCUGUGUGUUGGUUGUCAGGUGUCACUCGCACUUCACGGGCAGCCGCAGCGAGGAGUGGUUCCACCUGGUGCCCUGCGCCAUAGAGCACGCCGGCACCCCUCUCGUCAACAAGACAUUCGACCUCGCCACACACCUUAACCAGCUCUUCCCAAACGGCCCUCCCUCAACCCCCAAACCCACACCAGACACCGAGCGCAUCACGGCAGAGUACCUCUCGUGUGUGUCAACCACCCUCACCGAGAUGACGGCCUUGAUCAGGCGCAUGCGCGAGGGGUGCGACCCACGGGAGUUCUACCUCAAGCAAAGGCCCUUCCUCGCCGGUUUUGGGUCCAGCGAGGCGCUGCCGGACGGUCUGGUGUACGAGGGCGUCUCCACCGAGCCCCUCAAAUUCAACGGUGCGAGCGCGGGGCAGAGUAGCCUGGUGCAGAUGUUUGACGUGCUCCUGGGGGUCAGGCACCGCGACCCCUUCCUCGCUAAGAUGCGCCAGUACAUGCCCGCAGACCACCGGAUGUUUCUCGAGGCACUGGAGCCGCUGGGCGAGGCGCUGCGGGGCAUCGUGGGGGCUAGUGGCAGUGGCAGUGGCAGCGGCGACCACACACUCGCGAGGCGGUUCGACGAGUGUCUCGACAAGCUGGCUGCAUUCCGCUCGGCACACAUGGGUCUGGUGCACACCUACAUCAUCCAGAUGAAGCGCGAGCAGGCUGCGGCCGAGCACGACCACGACCAAGACCACCACGAGGCGCACCACGCGGCGAGCAAGGCCAAGGGCACCGGCGGCACCGAGCUGAUCCCCUUCCUCAAGCAGUGCAAGGAGGAGACCACCGAGGCCAAGCUCAACCACACUAUCCCCCACAGCCACAGCCUCCCCCAGCCGCACCACCAGCAGCACCUGAGGAAGGAUGGCCCGUUGCUGCAGCUGGCCAGCAGUGUCCGGGCGCGGAGUGCUGGCUCGUUGUGUGACAGCAGUGGGAGUCCGGUAGUAGCGGCCGACACCCCCACGUGUGUGCCUGCCGAGUUGGUGCAUGGGCUGGCGGAAGCGUUGCCGGAGCCCGACACGGGCGACGUGUAGUCGAUGUUCGUGUGUGUGUGUGUGUGUGUGCGUGUGUGUGAGGGUGAGAGUGGAUGAGCGAUGGAGAGAAAGUGGAUCGAUGGGUUUUUGUAUGCGGACCUUCCUCACCUCACCGAGUGGCUUCAUGUCGUUGUGUCGGAGCAGCCUCUCCGCGAACCGCCCGUGCCUGGGGACAGCCAGGGGCGGUUCGCUGAGCUGAUGCGGUGACACAACAGCAGGAAGCUACGGGCGCAGUGUGCUGUGCAUGGAUGAAACACACGGACGGACAGUGGCGAGAGAGAGCAGAUCGUGCCUGGAGAGGAAUGACGGACACAAGGACCGAUGGAUGGAUGGAUGAGUCAUUCUUGUCCUUUUCAGUGUGUGUGGGGCGGGAGAGGGGUGGGGGCGGGUUGCUGUUUAUGAAUGCGUAAAGGCCUGUUUGCGUCCGUUUAUGCGCCCAUUUGCGCACACACACGAUCACGGGGGAGGGAGGGACCUGAUGGAUGUAUCUAUCGCACUCGCUUUUUGUGACCGAUCAGUUUGCUUACGUUUAACACAGGGCUCUCACAGACCAACACGCACUCACAGGGUGUUUUGACACCCGCUUCUGGCAUUCAUACCAACUGGACUCUCUCUGUACCCUAGCAUUUGUCUCUUCAUGGCCAUGGCCGGCUGCUUGAGGUGAAGUGAGGUGCGAUCAUCGCAACCCUGGCCGGAGACACAUGCCUCUAUCGUGACACUGUGGAUCCAUCCAUGUG